AUGACCACUGAAGCUAACAAGAAACAAAAAUUAGUAGCCACUGAUAACUUGAAAGUUCAUUUAAGAUCUGAAAAUGGUAAAUUACCAACAAAAGGUUCAGCAUUAGCAGCAGGAUAUGAUUUAUAUUCAUCAGAAGAUGGUAUAAUUCCAGCUCAAGGUCAAGGAUUAAUAAGUACAGAUAUUUCAAUAAUUGUUCCUAUUGGAACUUAUGGUAGAGUUGCUCCAAGAUCAGGAUUAGCUGUAAAACAUGGUAUUUCAACUGGUGCAGGAGUUAUAGAUGCUGAUUAUAGAGGUGAAGUUAAAAUUAUAUUAUUUAAUCAUUCUAAAAAGGACUUUGAAAUUAAAAAAGGUGAUAGAAUUGCUCAAUUGAUAUUGGAAAGAAUAGUUAAUGCUGAAGUUGAAGAAAUUAGUUUGGCUGCUUUAACAAGUACUGAACGUGGUGAAGGAGGGUUUGGAUCAACUGGUAAAAAUUGA
Messenger RNA from Lodderomyces pseudojiufengensis, 474 nucleotides. It is a transcript of the gene DUT1, whose product is annotated as bifunctional dITP/dUTP diphosphatase. Gene Ontology annotation, molecular function: magnesium ion binding; dUTP diphosphatase activity. NCBI's taxonomy places the organism in Eukaryota, Fungi, Ascomycota, Pichiomycetes, Serinales, Debaryomycetaceae. Gene Ontology annotation, biological process: dUTP catabolic process; dUMP biosynthetic process. The transcript has a single exon. Bases 1 to 474 code for a protein of 157 amino acids. The record is from RefSeq and is a predicted model, not a curated record.